Messenger RNA from Salvelinus fontinalis (brook trout), 3048 nucleotides. RefSeq names its product isotocin receptor-like. The transcript is spliced from 3 exons. Lineage: Eukaryota; Metazoa; Chordata; Actinopteri; Salmoniformes; Salmonidae. Gene Ontology annotation, molecular function: vasopressin receptor activity; oxytocin receptor activity; peptide binding. Gene Ontology annotation, biological process: female pregnancy; positive regulation of vasoconstriction; regulation of systemic arterial blood pressure by vasopressin. The record is from RefSeq and is a predicted model, not a curated record. Gene Ontology annotation, cellular component: membrane. The coding region runs from base 335 to 1510 and encodes 391 amino acids.
CCUACUAGUGAGGGAGGCUGGAUGCUUCACUUUCAGGUUUCACUGCGUUUAGUUCCAGUACUCAAUUUACAAGACGGUAAAGCAGAUGCACAUUGUCUGGUCCUAUUUGGCUAUGAAUAAGAAAUAAAGCUUCAGCGCAAAAUUGGGAUUCCGUUUUCCCAUCGUGUGUAAAUGGUAACAACCCAGCUCCACACUCGGAUGCUUUGUCUUGACACCUGUUAGAUGAAGAGCCAAAGAAGACGUUUAAAACAACCCUCCAAUGUAGGGUGGCUGAACAUUGCUGCUAUUGCAUGAUUUUUCGUCGCGGUUGGACAGAGAGAAUACGGUUAACACAAUGGAAAGUAGUACACUAAAUGAGCAGGACUUUUGGCCAUUUAACGAAUCAUUGGUGAACUCAACCCUUGGCAACGGGACCACCGGGGGAAAUCAAACAAACCCCCUGAAACGGAAUGAGGAGGUGGCUAAAGUGGAGGUGACUGUGCUCGCCCUGGUCCUGCUCCUGGCGCUGGCUGGGAAUCUGUGCGUCCUGGUGGCCAUUCACACCACCAAGCACACACAGUCCCGAAUGUACUACUUCAUGAAACACCUCAGCAUCGCGGAUCUCGUUGUGGCUAUAUUUCAGGUCUUGCCACAACUUAUCUGGGACAUUACUUUCCGUUUCUAUGGACCCGAUAUCCUGUGCAGGUUGGUGAAAUACUUCCAGAUCGUCGGGAUGUUCGCAUCUACCUAUAUGCUUGUUUUGAUGUCUAUAGACAGGUGCUUGGCGAUUUGUCAGCCGCUUCGGUCUCUGCACAAGCGAAAAGACCGUUUCUACGUGAUUAUCUCCUGGGUCCUCAGCCUAGUGUUCAGCAGCCCACAAAUGUACAUUUUUUCCCUGAAGGACGUUGGCUCUGGAGUGUAUGAUUGUUGGGGUGACUUCGUGGAACCCUGGGGUGCCAAAGCGUAUAUAACUUGGAUUAGCCUUACCAUCUACAUCAUACCAGUGGCCAUCCUGAGCCUAUGCUAUGGACUAAUAAGCUUUAAGAUAUGGCAAAACUUUAGAAUGAAAACCAAGAGGGACCAGUGCAUAAGCCUCACCCCGAAGACUUCGAAAGGUCAUGCGCUCGCCCGGGUGAGCAGUGUAAAGCUCAUCUCCAAAGCGAAGAUAACUACAGUUAAAAUGACAUUUGUCAUAGUUCUGGCGUAUAUCGUUUGCUGGACUCCUUUCUUCACUGUGCAGAUGUGGACGGCUUGGGACCCAACGGCGCCUCGAGAAGCCAUGCCCUUCAUCAUCUCCAUGCUGCUGGCCAGUCUGAACAGUUGCUGUAACCCAUGGAUCUACAUGUGCUUCGCAGGCCACCUGUUCUCAGACCUGAGGCAGAACUUCCUGUGCUGCUCAGCCCGCUAUCUCAAGUCCUCCCAAUGCCACUGCGAACGUGACCAUGACUCCAGCCGCAAGAGUAACUCCUCCACCUACGUCAUCAAGAGCACCAGCAGCCAGAGGAGCAUCACACAGACCUCCACCACAUGAGACGCCCUCCUUCCAACGGUAACCCCCCCCCCGCAGGUCAGAACUGUGAUUCCCCCCUCCCAAACCUUCACCACCGCCUCAAACCCAGACUUGUCCUUCCCCUUCUCUGGUCCCGCUCCAGGGGAGACUCACCUAAUACUAUUGCAUUGCACUGCUUUUUUUUGUAUCAGACACAGUUGGUCAAUAAUAGAAUGAACAAUUGAUUGAUGUACAGAUGAAGCAGAUUUAUUUGGGGACAUUUUGUUGAAUGUCUCCUCUCACAGCCAAUUGUCCUGUCGCAGAUCAGAGUGAGUCAUCCAUUGAUUGUGUUUUCAUACUGAUGGAUUUAUGUAUUUGGUCUGCGGAGGAGGACAGUAGGUGGUGAAUGGAAAAUGAAGGACUGACUGUCUGUCACUCCAAACUAAGGAAAGGAGAGGAGAGAGCUGUGUUCUUCUCACCAUGGACUUAAAGGUGAUUAACAUGCCACAGACUCUGUGUCAAAGAGUUCUGUAAUAGUGGUUUGGGUUGUGAAUACUGACCAAUCCAGAGGGACAUUUUAACUUUGUCAACCUGAAGGUUAAGCUACUCUCCUGUUGCUUAUGUCUUGCUGCAUCGCACCAUGUGUUAGUUCACACACACAGUACGUUUCAACUAUCCAGUUUGUGAAAUGUCCUAGCUUUAUAAAAAUGGCGAUAUCUGUCAAGUUGUUAAAGCGGCAAUCAGCAGUUGAAACAAUGACAAAGAAUCCUGCCUGCCCCGGUUUCGGUAAAAAGCUGAAAUGUAACCACUCUCAAAUUCAUAGACAGCUAUGGAAACACGGACUGACCAUCCAUGAUUUCAAAAGUAUCAUUUGAGGCUAUAAAGUGUUUGUUUACAUUUACUUUCUUUACAAACAUUGGAGUAAAACAAGCUUAUAUUUUGGGUUCUGAUGGUGUACAACAAGUUGAUUUAAGCUUGAGGCACUUAUAAUUAUAUUCUUUAAGAAUCAAUGUGUACAUAUCAUUAAUUUAUAAGUUCAAAAAUGGAUGUAGCAACUGCAGAUUGCCCCUUUAAGGUUAACUUGCCUAUUCUUACAGAAAGCAACUCAACAAACUAGCCACCAUUUCCCCCAAGGAUGAACACCCACGUCCAAAUGUACUUCUAUGAAAAUUGUGGUGUAUUUUGGCAUAAUUACUCUGUCUGUACUUUUUAAAUGUUAGGCUGGUGUCUUCUAUGUUGCUAAAUAUGAUUGAGAAAUGGAUUGCACACACUCAGAACACUCCGAAUUGGAGGAGAAACCUCAUUGUAUUCAAUGUAUUUUAGAAACUAUUGCAUAAAGAGGGUGACCUGCCUUAAUAUUGAAUCUACUUGACACACCGUUGCUUGUACACAUAAAAAAUGUCAGUAUCAAAAGGCAGAAGUUUGCUUCUCCUUUUACUGUAAAUGUUUUGGUUUUCAACUUGUCCUUAAAGCUACUGAACAUUUAGUAGAAAACAUAAUUGUCUUAUUUGUAUUUAGAGUGUUGUAUUUUGGAAAAGUAUCUCUUAUUUAUUUGAAAUAAAUUGUAUGUGUUCUAUCAA